This is a messenger RNA of Salvia miltiorrhiza (redroot sage), 3897 nucleotides long. RefSeq lists its product as uncharacterized. The transcript is spliced from 9 exons. Gene Ontology annotation, molecular function: zinc ion binding; nucleic acid binding. Gene Ontology annotation, biological process: DNA integration. The annotation marks the transcript as partial. The record is from RefSeq and is a predicted model, not a curated record. Lineage: Eukaryota; Viridiplantae; Streptophyta; Magnoliopsida; Lamiales; Lamiaceae.
AUGGUGGAGAAAUCGGGGCUGACCGAGGUGCAACACCCCAAGCCGUAUCGUUUGCAAUGGCUGAAUGAGACCGGCGUCGUCGAGGUUACCACGCAAGUGACAGUGCCUAUUCGCCUUGGCAAGUAUGAAGAUGAGGUUUUGUGUGAUGUUAUUCCCAUGCAGGCGACCCACAUUUUGUUGGGUAGACCGUGGCAGGUCGAUAGACGAGCUAUUCAUGAUGAAGUCACCAAUAAGUACUCCUUCGCGUAUAAGCAAAAGAAGUUGGCAAUUGUUUCCCUUAGUCCUCAACAAAUUUAUGAGGAUCACUUGCAACUGCAGCAACGGCACAAGGAGGCGGAUAAAGUGAAGUCUACGGAGCAGCCGGUGGAGAAAAAGGAGAUGAAGGUUGCAGUGGAAGUUGUGGUGGCUAUCAAGGAUGAGGACUCACGUGAGGAAGUGCUUGAGAAGUCUACUUCAUCUAUUUUGGAAGCAAAGGCUUUGUCGCAAGCUAUGGGUAUUGAACAGGAGAAGCGAUGUGAUGAUGCAAAUAAGUUCGAGCUGACCUUGUUCACGCAAGAUCAACUGCAAUGGCAGACUCAUAUUGGCGACACCAAGCUGAUGAAGUUGGUGAAGGGUCCGUUCCACAUCGAUCAAUAUGAAAGGGAAAUCUUUGGUGAGGCAACGCCGAUGCUAACUACAUGGCUGUUCGGAAGAGAGAAGAGGCAUGGAGGUAUUUUCAACAACAAUUUCGGCAUGAUCCAAGUUCAAGAAAAUUCAGCGUUUGAGCCGACGCAUAUGGUUUUUGAUCCCGGCAAGAUGAUUGAUGGACAAGAGAGACCAGCUAGGGAGCUCAAGAAGGUGAAGUUGGCAGCAAUUGAGUUCUCCGAUUAUGCACUUGUUUGGUGGGAUCAGAUGGUGACGAGUAGGAGGAGAAACAGUGAGCCACCUAUUCAGACUUGGCAGGAGAUGAAGGCUGUGAUGAGGAAGCGUUUUGUGCCGAAUCAUUACUACCGCGAGCUUUUCAACAAGUUGCAGACUUUGAGGCAAGGCAGUCUUCGGAGUGUGGAUGAGUAUUAUAAGGAGAUGGAGGUUGCCAUGAUUCGAGCGAAUGUGGUGGAGGAGCGAGAGGCGACCAUGGCUAGAUUCUUGACUGGUUUGCAUUGGGAUAUUCGUGAUAAGGUGGAGUUGCAGCACUACGUUGAGUUGGAGGACAUGGUUCACAUGGCCAUCAAGAUCGAGAAUCAACUCAAGAGGAGGGGCAACAACAUUUCUAAUGGUUCCUCGUCAAAAGGGAAUCAAUGGAAAAAGGAGGCACCGCCGAGAGAGGAGAAGAAGUCGUUCGUUAGGUCCCGACCCGAGGGAUCCGGUGCAGCAAAUCAGGGCAGUCCGGCCAUUUCUGAUGGUCGAAAUCGAGAUAAGAAGUGCUUCAAGUGCCAAGGCUUCGGGCAUAUUAUGAGUGACUGCCCGAACAGGAGAAUUAUGAUCAUGAGAGAUGACGGCGAAGUCGUGACAGAUGAUGGUACCGAUGAUGAGGAGGAGUGUGAGGAGAUUUUCGCGCCCAAUGGACAGCUUUUUGUAGCUAGGAGAGCCUUGAGUGUCCAAACUCAACCCAAUGAGCGAGAGCAGCGGGAGAACCUCUUUCACACGAGAUGUCUUGUUCAAGACAAGGUAUGUAGUGUGAUCAUUGAUGGCGGGAGUUGCACGAAUGUGGCUAGUAGAGCCAUGGUUGAGAGAUUGGGGCUGACCACGGAGAAGCAUUCCAAGCCAUAUCGUUUGCAGUGGCUGAAUGAGACAGGCGUCAUCAAAGUGACGAAGCAAGUGAAGGUUCCAUUUCGCAUUGGGAAGUAUGAGGAUGAGGUUGUGUGUGAUGUGAUCCCUAUGCAAGCGAACCACAUCCUGUUGGGGCGACCGUGGCAGUUUGAUCGCCGUGAGUUUGAUGAUGUUUUUCCCGACGAUACACCUGCCGGUUUACCACCAAUUCGAGGGAUUGAGCAUCAGAUUGACUUUGUGCCCAGCGCUACACUGCCGAACCGACCAGCUUACCGAACCAAUCCGGAGGAGACAAAGGAGUUGGAGAGGCAAAUUGGCGAGUUAUUGGCCAAAGGGCAUGUGAGCGAGAGUUUGAGUCCUUGUGCGGUACCCGUUCUACUUGUACCAAAGAAGGACUCAUCUUUGAGGUUUGUUGUUAGUGCACAGGGUGUACAGGUUGAUGAGGAGAAGAUACGAGCUAUCCAAGAGUGGCCAACGCCGACGAACGUUGCAGCAGUUCGAAGCUUUCAUGGACUUGCUAGCUUCUAUAGGCGAUUCGUGCCUCAUUUUAGCAGUGUUGCUGCACCUUUGACGGAAGUCAUCAAGAAGAAUGUGGAGUUUAAGUGGGGCAAGGCGCAAGAGGAUGCGUUUCAGCAGUUGAAAUACAAAUUGACCCACGCCCCGGUAUUAUCUCUUCCUAAUUUUUCCAAAUCUUUUGAGAUUGAAUGUGAUGCUUCUGGUGUUGGUAUUGGUGCAGUGUUGAUGCAAGAGAGACGACCCAUUGCGUACUUCAGCGAGAAGCUAAACGGGGCGACGUUGAGUUAUCCCACGUAUGAUAAGGAGCUGUACGCAUUGGUGAGAGCUUUGCAAACGUGGCAGCACUACUUGUGGCCCAAUGAGUUCGUCAUUCACACGGAUCACGAGUCGUUGAAACACUUGAAGGGGCAGCACAAGUUGAACAAGCGGCAUGCGAGGUGGAUGGAGUUCAUUGAGACAUUUCCCUACGUCAUCAAAUACAAGCAAGGUAAAGAGAAUGUGGUGGCUGACGCACUUUCUCGGAGGCAUGAUGACUAUCUUUUUAGGAAGAAUAAGUUAUGUGUUCCUAAAUGUUCUUUACGUGAGUUGUUAUUGCUUGAAUCUCAUGGUGGGGGAUUGAUGGGACAUUUUGGUAUUGCUAAGACUUUAGCUGUUCUGCAUGAGCAUUUCUUUUGGCCUCAUAUGAAACGUGAUGUUGAGAGAAUUUGUGGUCGAUGUGUUACAUGUAAACAAGCUAAAUCUAGGGUGAGUUCCCAUGGAUUGUAUACACCUUUGCCUAUUCCUACAGCACCUUGGAUUGAUAUUUCUAUGGAUUUUGUGUUAGGUUUGCCUAGGACUAAGCGUGGUCGAGAUUCCAUCUUUGUGGUUGUUGAUCGAUUUUCAAAGAUGGCACAUUUUAUUCCAUGUCAUAAAUCUGAUGAUGCAUCUCAUGUAGCUGAUCUAUUCUUUAGAGAGAUUGUUAGAUUGCAUGGCAUGCCUAGGACUAUUGUUUCUGACAGGGAUUCGAAGUUCUUGAGUUACUUUUGGAAGACUUUGUGGUGUAAGUUGGGUACUAAACUUUUGUUUUCUACUACUUGUCAUCCACAAACUGAUGGUCAAACAGAGGUAGUGAAUAGGACUUUGUCUACUUUGCUUAGAGCUAUUAUCAAGAAGAACAUUAAGUCUUGGGAAGAUUGUUUGCCUCAUGUUGAGUUUGCUUAUAAUCGUUCUGUUCAUUCUGCUACUCAAUUUUCGCCAUUUGAGAUUGUGUAUGGAUUUAAUCCUUUGACUCCAUUGGAUUUAUCUCCAUUACCUUGGGUAUGGCUGCACAUGCGCAAGGAAAGGUUUCCAUUGCAGCGGAGAUCCAAGUUACUUCCUAGAGGCGACGGGCCAUUUCAAGUGUUGGAGCGCAUCAAUGACAAUGCCUACAAGUUGGACUUACCAGGUGAGUAUAAUGUGAGUGCUUCUUUUAAUGUGACUGAUUUGAGUCCUUUUGAUGUAGGUGAUGCUUUGGAUUUGAGGACAAAUCCUCUUCAAGAGGAGGGGAAUGAUGCAGCCCAAGGUUCGUUGGUGCAAGACCCGGUGCAUGUUCCUGUUGGUCCGGUUACAAGAGCACGAGCCAAGAAGUUCAAGGAGAGCUUGAUGAGCUUAGUU